CAAAUAUAACAAUUGUUUUGUAUCUUUGCAGGCGUUGACUUUCUACCAGUGCAACUACUUAACAGUUGAGGAUUUGACAAUAAAGAAUGGCCAACAGAUGCAUGUGUCCUUCGAAGAAUCUAAGAAUGUUAUUGCUUCUGGUCUCACCGUGACAGCACCUGAAGACAGCCCAAACACUGAUGGAAUUCACAUCACAAACACUCAAAACAUACAAAUCUCGAACACAGUUAUAGGAACUGGUGAUGAUUGUAUAUCAAUAGAAAGUGGAUCCAUGAAUGUGCUAGCCACAAAAAUAACCUGCGGACCAGGCCAUGGUAUCAGCAUCGGAAGCUUAGGGUCUGCGAAAUCCAAGGAUUUUGUUUCAGGAGUAAUGGUAAACGGAGCUAAAUUUUCUGGAACUACAAAUGGAGUAAGAAUUAAAACAUGGCAGGGAGGUUCAGGAAGUGCAAGCAACAUCAAGUUUCAGAACAUUGAAAUGGACAAAGUAACGAAUCCCUCAUCUUCAACCUCUGAAACUCACCCUUUCAUAUUCUCCAACUUCUCUCUUGAACCACACCGUAGGAGUGUUCGUCCAGUUGUGAUCUUCAUUUUGGACCGAACAGAAAUUAAAUCCAACCUG
Vigna umbellata (rice bean) is the source of this 619-nucleotide messenger RNA. The record is from RefSeq and is a predicted model, not a curated record. NCBI's taxonomy places the organism in Eukaryota, Viridiplantae, Streptophyta, Magnoliopsida, Fabales, Fabaceae.